This is a messenger RNA of Blepharisma stoltei, 1059 nucleotides long. The record is from the annotation of a GenBank genome assembly. Lineage: Eukaryota; Ciliophora; Heterotrichea; Heterotrichida; Blepharismidae.
AUGCUCUUCUUAUAUUUCUCCUAUUUAUUUUCCAGCUUUAUUUCGGUUUCUUGCCAAGAUUUUAACUCCACAAAUGAUGCGAGUUUAAACUGUGGCUCAUUUGCUUGCAGACUCUCUAACCAAACCUUUACAAGCAACACCUGCUCCUUUUACGCUAGUACUCAAAAUGCUUAUUACAUCAAAAAAUGCUCAACAAUUGCUCUAAAUUACUGUUUAUUUAGCAGCCAACAGAACUCUACCUGUAUUGGCGACCAGCCUCCUAUCACAUCUUUUGCGUGGCCUGGUGAAAAAUGCGCAGAUAGCUCUGAUUGCAAUUCUCAUGCCAAGCAUGGCUGUAUUGGUGGGAUCUGUGUUGGAGCAUACCUAAAUGAAUACUGCAAAACAAGCGAUGACUGUGAUCCUGGUUUACGCUGCGUCAAUAAUACUUGCCAGAAGCAGAUUCCUGUAGGAGGAAGUGGGUGUUCAACAGAUUAUGACUGUGUAAAUCAUGCUGGCUGCAAUACAGGGACAUCUCUUCAAAAUAGCUAUUGCGUGUCUUAUUAUUCAAUAGGCGACCAUAUGCCAGUUGGAGCUUGCUCUAAAACUAAUGUAGGAGCUCUCUGCGAUUCGGGGUCUUGCAUGCUAAAUAAUGGGGCUUAUGAAUGCAUGAAAUCAGUAAAAUCUACAACUUUUCCUAAGACCUGCACAAGUAAUUCUGACUGCUUGUCAGUCCCUGAUAGUUAUUUUCCUAAUAAUGGGCAGCUUCAAGGGACUUGCACCUGCACUUAUGGGAAAACUGGUGCUAGCUAUUGCUCGAUUUUCCCUGGGGAUUCUUAUGCAGCAGAUAAAACGAAGUAUUUAAAGAUAUGGAUACAGAGCGAUUUUAUUGAUAAAUGCAAUACAAACAGAAGAUUCAAUAUGAAGUGCAUGUCAGAUUGGUGGGGCAAGAGUUCUUAUAAUAACUACGUUUACAAUUAUAUGGCAGCGUUUGAUUAUCCACUAUAUACCAAUGCUGAUAAUUGUGUAGUUGAGACUUUGCUACCUGAUUACUAUCAAGCUAAAAAGAAUAUUGGGAAAUAA